AUGGGAUUCAAUACACCAAUUAUAUCUAAAACUUUAAUUCAAAAUAUACCUUUUCAAGUAUAUAUUAUUUCUUUAGAAAAAUUAAGAAUUUGGGUACUUGGUGUAGGAAAAUCAAAUAAUAAUGAAUGGAAUUUUGCUGGAGCCAGUUAUAAAGCUGCAUUUGUUUAUAAAUAUCAAAAUGAACGAUGCAUAUUUUUUGAAGAAAUAAAUGAGGAUGAAUGCACACUUACAAUUUAUAAUAAUCAAACAAUAGUUAAAAAAACUUUCAUUGAUAAAGAACCAUAUAUGCAAAAUAUAAUUCAAUCUAUUCAAAUACCUAAUUGCACAUUAAAUGAAUGGAAUAAUAAUGAAAAAAUGGAAUAUGUUUUUAAUUAUCAUUUAAAGCAAAGACUUUCAAUACAA
Messenger RNA from Dentiscutata erythropus, 402 nucleotides. NCBI's taxonomy places the organism in Eukaryota, Fungi, Glomeromycota, Glomeromycetes, Diversisporales, Gigasporaceae. The record is from the annotation of a GenBank genome assembly.